ACGGAGGGUUCUACAGUGAAAACAUAGUGUUAAUAGCCGUUUAAAGUAACAUAAUAGUGCAUUAUUUUAUCACUAUAUUUAAUUAUAUUGUAUAAGCUCAGUGAGUAAUUGAAACCAAUUUUAAAGAUGACUAAUAUAAGACUGCAAUUAAGAGACAGUUACCCAGUUACCCAUGCUCACCCAGUUUCAGACUCCAUACUGUGUAGUGUGUUAACUCUAUUUAUUGUGUUAAUUAAAAUGUCGUGAUUAAUGGUGUCAAUUGACUAUAAACCGCCAACAUGGAUUGGGAUAAAAUGAUACAUUUCGAUUUUCAAGACAGUCCCAUGCUAUCGAGACCCGCGUCAUACAACUUCGAUCCGAAUAGCAGUGAUGGCCGUAACAGUCCUAUCAGCAGUGAAGUUCAUGAUAACGCUACAGGAUAUCGUUUUGCUGAACUGAAAGACGAUUAUGACGACGACGACCAAGGUUUACCAGCGUGCCCACUGACGCUGCGUUCGUUGCGAGAGCGCCUGCAGCAGUGGACCGGUUGGCCUCCUGACGGCGGGGCGACGGGCCCUACGCCGCCGGGAGGCAAAGGCACCCAUCCGCAGAGGGACAACAACGGACUAGGGGCUAAGGGACAACGCAGAAGAAACAUGCCGGCCCUCAGGAAUAGGCGCGGCUGGUGCGGCUGCUUAAAGGAUGAUGAGCCGCCAGAAAUUACAUACUGUGUUGUUGGACAUUCAGGAGCUCUUUCUCUUCAAGCCGUCACUCCAACACAGCCCAUGCCUUCGCAGGAGGAAUUAGAUGCUAAAUUUGCAGAACUUGUGGAAGAACUGGACUUGAGCGCGGCGAACAAAGCUGUCAUGCUAGAUUUGCCAGCCCAGAAGAAAUGGCAAAUCUAUUGUUCUCGCAAAGGAGCGGAGAGCGAGGAGCCAGGAUUGUACUCCGGCGCUCCCAGCACGGCCGAGCAUUACAUCGAAAGAUUGCAAGCACUGGCCGAUCAACUAGAAUCGUCGAAAUCCAUGGAAAGAUCUCUGGACCAAAUGAAUGCAGGCGAACAGGCUGCACUUUUGGAGGCUCUGCGUACUUCUCUGCGAACGGCUGCUCAUUCCUUCGUCCUUCGUUUUGUAGAAUUGCGAGGUUUGCACUUUCUGCUCCGUUUGCUGCAGCAAUGUGCAGAACGAUGCACCAUUGGUGCUGCUGGAGAACAAUUGGAAAGGGAGCUCAUCGGCUGUGUAAAAGCUCUUAUGAACAACUCUACUGGUCGUGCCCACGUAUUAGCGCAUCCUACGGGCAUUGACACGAUUGCCCAAAGUCUGCGUUCUGAAGACACAAGGACCAAAAUCCAGGCGCUGGAAAUUUUGGGUGCUGUUUGUCUCGUUCCUGGAGGACAUAAGAAAGUCUUAGCAGCGAUGAUGCAUUACCAAAAAUAUGCACAUGAGCGAACGAGGUUUCAAGGAAUUGUAAACGAUUUGGACCGAUCUACUAGUCCCCAUAUUCAGCCAUGUCCAGCACUAAGUACGGCUUUGGUUUCAUUUAUAAAUGCUGUACUAAGUUAUGGUCCUGGAGAGUCCGAUCUGGAGUUUCGAUUGCAUUUAAGGCAGGAGUUCUUGAUGCUGGGUUUACAGCCAGUGUUGGACGAGUUGCGCUCUGGGUCCCCUGAUGAAACUUUAGAGCGGCAUCUUGAUUUCUUUGAACUUUUAAGAGCCGAAGACGAAAGACAACUCGCUAGGAAAUUUGAAGAGGAGCGUGUUGAUACCAAAAGCGCCAGCGCAAUGUUUGAUUUAUUAAGGAGGAAACUCAGUCAUACGCCGGCAUACCCUCAUCUCGUUUCACUUCUUCAGCACAUGUUGCUACUGCCAUUGGACUUAGGUCAUCAUGCAGAACAUUGGCUAAUGUUCGACCGCGUAUUACAACAAUUGGUUCUGCAACGUCCUGCAUCCGGCAUAACUUGUUCAGAACCUCUCACCGAUGGUGACGUAACUGUAAUUACCACUCAACCACCGCUAACUCCAGCUCCUAAUCCAGAUAUGCCUCCUACGGAUCCAGAUUGCGCACCACCACUAGCAGUGGACGUAAGUGCUCUGGUCAAGCUUUUGAAAGAUGAGCAGGAACUGGAACAAGCUAGGAAUAAGGCUGAAAAGUUGGAAAUGGAAAAUGCGGAAGUUGCAUCGAAACUUGCUGAAAAGGAGCAAGAACUGGACUUGCGCACUCAACAGAAAGAAGAUGCCGAGAGUGCUGUAAGAAGAACAAAGGAGCGAUUAGAAAAAGAAUCUGCUCAGCAUUUGCAAGCUUCACAACGAUUGGCAGAAACCGAACGUCGUGCAUGCGAACUGGAACAACGUUUGCAACAAGAACGUGCUGAGAGGGAGAGACUUCAAACGUUGUUGCAACAAGGUUGCACUUCUGAUGAUGUCAAGGUCACAUCCCUUAAAGCAUCAUCUCUUGGAUCUCCAUCGUUACCCCCUCCUCCGCCUCCACCACCGGGAUUGGCUCCACCGAUGCCACCUGCACCACCUCCAGUCGCUCCAAUUGCACCCCCAAUUACUUCUUCGGCUCCGCUAGCUCCAGCCGCUCCUGCACCGCCAAUGGUUUCAGUGUUCAGCAAUCGACCGCCACCACCGCAACCUGCUUUGCCACUCAAGAGCUUCAAUUGGUGUAAAUUACCUGAAGGCAAAUUGAGAGGUACUCUAUGGAGCGAGUUAGACGGAAGCAAAUGGUACGAAGCACUUGAACUUGAAAGUGUUGAUAGAAUGUUCUCAGCUUAUCAAAAGAACGGAGUUGCGAAUGAUGGAUCAGUCGAAGAUCUGCGUUUGGUCGGUAAAGGAAGGGCGAAAGUUUUAUCUGUUAUUGAUGGAAGGAGAGCGCAAAAUUGCACAAUUUUGUUAUCUAAACUUAAGAUGACUGAUGAAGAAAUAUGUAGGGCCAUAAUGACAAUGGAUGAAUCAAAUCAACUUCCUAUAGAUAUGUUAGAACAGCUAUUGAAAUUCACUCCUUCUCCUGAAGAAGCAGCAUUGUUGGAUGAACAUGCUGAAGAUAUCGAGAGCUUGGCAAGAGCUGAUAGGUUCCUUUAUGAAAUUUCUAAAAUUCCACAUUACGAACAACGCCUUCGCUCGUUGCAUUAUCGCAAAAAGUUCCAAACUAUUGUCAGCGAAUUGAAGCCACGAGUACUUAAAGUUUUGGAAGCAUCUCGUGAAGUUGCAAGGUCAAGAAGAUUGAGAAGGCUUUUAGAAUUAGUGUUGGCAUUAGGAAACUACAUGAACCGUGGAGCUAGAGGCAAUGCAUCUGGAUUCCGUCUCGCAUCUUUGCUUCGAUUAGCUGAUACCAAGUCAGGAACAGUUCGUGGGGCCACUUUGCUGCACCAUGUGGCUCGUGUAUUGGAGAGACGAUCUCGCGAUGUUUUAUCGCUAGAGGAAGAUUUACCACACGCUCGGGAGGCUGCCAAAGUUAGUCUUGCUGAACUUGAUAAGGAUGUGGCUUUCUUGAGAACUGGAUUGGCCGAGGUGGCUCGCGAAAUCGAUUUCCACAGAAGCAGUGCGUGUCCCACUGGAGGUUCAUUCGGCGAAGAUCGCUUUUUGCCCGUCAUGCAAGAUUUCCACGCUCAAGCAAGCGCCACUUUCGCUGAAUUGGAGGAUCAAUUCCAGGAUAUGAAAGCACGUUUUGACAGAGCUGUUCGCCUAUUCGGCGAAGAUGGAUCUCAAUUGCAACCAGAUGAGUUCUUCGGCAUUUUCGAUGCUUUCUUGACUGCUCUGGCAGAAGCUCAACAUGAUAACGACGCUUGCAAACGCAAGAGAGAAGAAGAUGAGAGACGUGCUAAGCAAGAUGCUGAGCUAAAACGAAGAACCCUGGAACGCAAACACAGCCGCGAGAUCACCUCGCAUCUGGACACCGCGGUUCGUUCGGCCACAAUGGGUUCUCGAACCAGUUCUCAUCACAAUCAUAAUUCAUCUAACAAUAAUUCAGCUAUGGAUAACAAUAAAGGUGAAUUUGACGAUUUAAUCAGCGCCUUAAGAACUGGCGAUGUAUUUGGAGAAGACGUCGCUAAGUUCAAACGCGCUCGCAAAUCAAAAAUUGCCCAAAAUAGUAAUGGAACUAAAGGUGGUUCUCCUCCAAGGAGAACUUCUCUGAACAGAGAGCACAGUAGGGAGAGAGUCGUUAUAAACGGACAAAGAGCAGCAUAAAGCAUAUGAUGCCUGUUUUAAUAUGUGAUUUGUUUAAAUAUAGGAUCGAACUAUCAAGUCAUUCGCAUGAUAAUUUGAUGAUAAAUAUAUGCAGAAUGCAGCCGUCAAAUAACUAAUUUAAUCUUAGUUUGAUCUUACAUUUCAAACAAAUAUGUACUGUUAUUUAUAUGACAAGGUUGUACGUCGUAUGAUCGCAUGAUUGUGUUUUUACGCCUUUUAACUACACACAGUAUUUCAUACUCUCUUGU
Messenger RNA from Ctenocephalides felis (cat flea), 4411 nucleotides. RefSeq names its product disheveled-associated activator of morphogenesis 1 (gene DAAM). Gene Ontology annotation, biological process: positive regulation of actin filament polymerization; actin cytoskeleton organization. The transcript is spliced from 21 exons. The coding region runs from base 279 to 4163 and encodes 1294 amino acids. Gene Ontology annotation, molecular function: small GTPase binding; actin binding. The record is from RefSeq and is a predicted model, not a curated record. NCBI's taxonomy places the organism in Eukaryota, Metazoa, Arthropoda, Insecta, Siphonaptera, Pulicidae.